AUUUAAUUCAUAUUUGUAUUGCUAACUCAAACUUAAAUCCAACAAUUGAAAUUAAAAAAGAGUGCCAAAAAAUCCUCAUUGAGGUCGCAAAAGAUGUGAAACAAUAAUUUCUGUUGUACAGUACCAGUUUCGAGACUGCAGUCGAAGAACGCGAAUUUUAAAGCGCAGAAACGGAAAAUUCUUCCAGAUUAAUCAAGGGAAACUCAAAAACUAUAAAUGAUAGCCCAUUGAAAUGUGUUAUAAAAAUUAUGAACAGUCUAAUCGAAAAAGAAAAUUCAUCAAAAUGUAUGGUUGUAGUGAUGUCUAAAUUUGCAAAAUACAAACGCCGUGUAAGACGACGAUAUCCACUUGAAGAUCAUGAUCCUAAUUCACAGGACAGUGGUUCUCUUACUGCUCAUUCAGAUGAUUCUAGAUCAGUGUCAACAUUAUCUGAGAGCAAUACAUCAUAUACAGAUGAUUCAGACGAUGAAUUCUUAGAUAUUGCUGUAUCCCCAACAGGAUCGUCUCCAGAUUCACUUCUACUUGGAUACAGUACAUUAACAGAAGGACAUAUUAUUAGCCAGACAUCAAUUAUUGUUAAAAGAAAAAUUACAAAAUAUUCUUCAGAUACUCCUCGCAAGACUGAUUUAUUGUUUGGUGAUAUUAAUAAUGAAGCAGUUGUGAGAAAAAGAAAGUUGACACAUGAUCUAGAAUCAAAUCCUGAAAUUAAUGUAUUAGUAAAGAAAACUAGACCUAGUACGAAAUCUAAACCGGCCGAGAGAAGUUAAGACAACUACCAUGCUACGCGACGAAACCCAACAUGCUAAUUAUGCUAGAAGAAAACCACCUACGUAGCGAAGAGAGGAACCCAGCUAACGAAAUUUUACUACUCC
Messenger RNA from Daktulosphaira vitifoliae (grape phylloxera), 872 nucleotides. RefSeq lists its product as uncharacterized. The transcript is spliced from 8 exons. Bases 249 to 767 code for a protein of 172 amino acids. Lineage: Eukaryota; Metazoa; Arthropoda; Insecta; Hemiptera; Phylloxeridae. The record is from RefSeq and is a predicted model, not a curated record.